AUGCCGUUGGUGGAUUUUAUUGAGGAUGGACCUGAUACACUAAAGAUCUUACUAACGACAGAUAAUCAUGUGGGGUAUCUUGAAAAUGAUCCCAUUAGAGGCGAUGAUAGUUGGAAGACAUUUGACGAAAUAACGCGUUUGGCACGCGACCAUGACGUUGAUAUGAUCAUCCAAGGUGGUGAUCUAUUUCAUAUUAAUAAACCUACGAAAAAAUCAAUGUACCAUGUUAUGAAAUCACUAAGAGCCAAUUGUAUGGGGGAUAGACCUUGCGAGUUGGAAUUGUUGAGCGAGCCUGGAGAAACAAUGUCCAAUGGGUUUGAUGAGGUGAAUUACGAAGACCCGAAUUUAAAUAUUUCUGUGCCCGUGUUUGCAAUAAACGGGAACCACGAUGACGCUACCGGGGAAGGGAUGCUUUCGGCGUUGGACGUGUUGGCUGUGUCAGGACUUAUCAACUACUUUGGGAAAACCCGAGAUAAUAACCAUGAUACUUAUUUGGUGAAACCAAUCUUGUUGCAAAAGGGUAGUACAAAGUUUGCAUUGUAUGGAAUGUCCAACGUUCGUGAUGAAAAACUACACAGGCUGUUUCGAGAUGGCGAAGUUCGUUUCGAGAGACCAGGACUGCACACCGAUGAGUGGUUUAACUUUUUGGCAUUCCACCAGAACCAUGCCGUGCAUACUUUCAAAUCUAGUAUACCAGAAAAUUACUUGCCUCAUUUCCUUCACUUUAUAUUAUGGGGUCAUGAACACGAGUGCAUAGAUCACGCGGUUCAUAAUCCAGAAACGGGGUUUGAUGUCUUACAAGCAGGUUCUUCUGUCGCUACUUCGUUGGCAGAGGGUGAAGUUGCCGACAAGAAAGUCUUUGUAAUGCGCGUCAGGGGUAAAGAUUACACUUUGGAAGCGUUGCCUUUGGAAACAGUUCGACCGUUUGUUUUACGAGAAAUAGUGUUACUGAAGACAGAUUUAGUUCCUGGUGCUGCUUCGAAAGGUGACGUUAUUGCCUUUUUAACUUCUGAAGUAGAAAAAGCUAUUGAAAUAGCAAAUGUGGGAUAUAUGCAUAGCCAAGAAGCAAAGAAAAUGUCAUCAAAUACACUAGCUGCAUCAUCUGAAUCAGUUUCAUCGUUACCGCCUCUUCCGUUAAUAAGGCUUCGUGUCGAAUAUAGUGGUGGAUUCGAAAUAGAAAAUGUUAGGCGUUUUUCUAAUCAGUUUGUUGGUAGGAUUGCCAAUGCAAAUGACGUUGUGCUGUUUUACAAAAAAAGAGCACCAGUAGAGUCCAAUGAAUUGAUGCAAAAGACCAAGUUUAAUGCAGACUUGAUGGAGGAACGUUUGAACGAAAAAAAAACUACAGAAUUGGCAUUACAAGAUAUUGUGAGCGACUUUUUGAAGCAAACACAAUUGACAUUAGUUCCUGAGACUGGAUUGAAUGAAGCUGUGAGGAGAUUUGUGGAAAAUGAUGACAAAAAUAGUUUGUCGCAUUAUAUCAAUACCGAAAUUAAGAAAGAAACCAAAGUCCUUCUUGGAGUUGAUAUCGACAAUGAAGAGUUUCACUUAGGAAACGGAGGUGGUGUUGAUAGUAACGACAAACACUCCAAGAAUUUGCUCAAACAGAUUCUCAUGCACACUAAAAAGGGCAAUAUCUCGAAUUUUUCGUUUCCAGUACUGGAAGAUACCUCUUCUAGUGGAACAACAAAGAAACGUUCGACAGUCAAGACAAGUACCAUCAAUAGAAAGAAAAGCAAAGAAGUUAUUGACUCUGAUGAUUCAGAUGUUGAUGUCGACGUUGUUGAAGUAAAUACUUUACCAUCUCGUUCUUCGAGUCGAAGAAAAACAACCAAACAGACUACAUAUGCAGAAGACGAGAUGGAAAUUAUUAGUAGUGAGGAUGAAUAUUAUCCUGAACCUAGAGAGAAAUCUGCAAACACUGCUAGAGGUACUAGGGGUAAUAGAGGUACCAAAAGCCACAAUGGAUAUUCUGCGAGCACACAUUCUCGAUUAGCAAAUCGUAAGAAAUAA
Messenger RNA from Lodderomyces elongisporus, 2010 nucleotides. It is a transcript of the gene MRE11, whose product is annotated as MRX complex nuclease subunit. Gene Ontology annotation, biological process: mitochondrial double-strand break repair via homologous recombination; double-strand break repair via nonhomologous end joining; meiotic DNA double-strand break formation. Gene Ontology annotation, molecular function: 3'-5'-DNA exonuclease activity; single-stranded DNA endonuclease activity; manganese ion binding. Lineage: Eukaryota; Fungi; Ascomycota; Pichiomycetes; Serinales; Debaryomycetaceae. Gene Ontology annotation, cellular component: Mre11 complex; site of double-strand break; nucleus. Bases 1 to 2010 code for a protein of 669 amino acids. The transcript has a single exon. The record is from RefSeq and is a predicted model, not a curated record.